CCACACCCGUCAAGAUUAGCUGCUAUUAUUAUGAUUUGUAAGUUUAGAAUAUUUUUUAUUUUUCUAUUUUUAUAAAAUUUUAUAUUAAUAAUAGUAAAAUCUCCAACAGCUGAUAUAACAUGACAAAAAGGUGUGAAAAGACAAUUAGCUAAUCUUGAUAGAUUGAUUGAAGAAAGUCAAUUAUUUGAUAAAAUUAAUUUAACAGAAGAACAUAUUAAUUUAAUUAGUGGAAUUAUUGAUAAUGUUCAACUUGAAAAUUCAUUACUUAAUCAAACAUCUUAUUAUAAUGUUGUUUUAACACUUUAGAAAUGGGCUAAACGAGCUUUACAAUAUCAUACAGUUUUACUUAAAAAAGUUCGACCAAUACAUCAGAAAUAUAAAGAAAUUGAAGAAGAUGUAUUAGAACAAGAUCAAAAAUUAAUUUUAUUAUAUAUUAAAAAACGAACAAGUAAAAUAUUUGAAACAAGUGUAGAACGUCAAUCAACAUUAAAUGGUACAUGUGCAAUUGCAUCAGCAUUUUUAACUUAUCUUGGUCCAUUUACAUAUGGAUUUCGACGUCUUAUGUUAACUGUUCAUUGGAUUUAA
This is a messenger RNA of Adineta steineri, 585 nucleotides long. The record is from the annotation of a GenBank genome assembly. Lineage: Eukaryota; Metazoa; Rotifera; Eurotatoria; Adinetida; Adinetidae.